Messenger RNA from Coffea eugenioides, 1908 nucleotides. RefSeq names its product protein DETOXIFICATION 19-like. The transcript is spliced from 8 exons. The record is from RefSeq and is a predicted model, not a curated record. Gene Ontology annotation, molecular function: antiporter activity; xenobiotic transmembrane transporter activity. Gene Ontology annotation, cellular component: membrane. Gene Ontology annotation, biological process: xenobiotic detoxification by transmembrane export across the plasma membrane. NCBI's taxonomy places the organism in Eukaryota, Viridiplantae, Streptophyta, Magnoliopsida, Gentianales, Rubiaceae. The coding region runs from base 179 to 1669 and encodes 496 amino acids.
GGCGACUUGCUACGUUCAAAACGUGGCCAUGUCGAAGUAAAUAUAAGCCACUGACGAGACCAACUAAAACAAGACGAGGAAGAAACGAAAGCAGCAGAGAGAGAAGCCUGGAAAACAGGCGAUCGCCGAGACGGGCAGAAAGAGUAGAGGGCAAAAUAUUAGUAUUACCAUAAAAAAGAUGCAAUCAAAUAUUACUGGUUCAGAAUCAGAGGCUAAUACUAGCCCCUUGCUAGUAGGAAGAACAGAGUCAAGGAGUGUUAAUAACGAAGGUGAAGCAGCAGCAGCAGCAGCAAGAGACAGGUGUUGGAACAAGAUCUUGGACGUGGGACAAAGCAAGAACCAGAUAUUGUUUUCUCUACCUAUGAUUCUGACUAAUGUUUCAUACUACUCGAUCCCUCUAGUCUCCGUCAUGUUCGCCGGCCAUCUUGGACAACUUGAACUCGCUGCCUCCACCCUCGCAAAUUCUUGGGCCGCCGUCACCGGCCUCGCCCUCAUGGUGGGCCUAAGUGGUGCACUUGAAACCUUGUGUGGGCAAGGCUAUGGCGCAAAGCUGUAUAGAUUGCUGGGAAUACACCUACAAGCAUCUUGCGCAAUAUCGCUAUCGUGUUCUUUUCUUGUAUCAAUACUCUGGUGGUUCUCCGACAUAAUCUUGAUAUUUUUACGUCAAGAUUCGGAAAUAUCAAAAGCAGCUGGUCUGUACUUGAAGUUUCUAAUACCAGGAUUAUUUGCAUACGGGAUUCUGCAAAAUAUUCUGAGGUUUCUUCAGACUCAAUCAGUUGUGGCACCAUUGGUUGUGUGCUCAGUCGUUCCAUUGGUUAUCCACAUCGGGAUUACCUUCAUUCUGGUUAAAUGGACACCCCUUGCUUUUGCUGGAGCACCAUUAGCCGCCUCAAUAUCAUUGUGGAUCUCCCUCCUCAUGUUGGGCGUAUACGUUCUUCGUGCAAAUAAAUUUAAGCAUACUUGGGAUGGAUUUUCAGCGGAGUCAUUUCAUUAUAUCCUUGUAGACUUGAAGCUGGCACUGCCCUGUGCUGCAAUGGUUUGUUUGGAGUACGGGGCUUUCGAGAUUCUUGUCCUACUAGCUGGACUCAUGCCAGAUCCAGAAAUCACUACUUCAGUGAUUGCAAUGUGUGUAAAUACAGAAGCCAUUGCCUACAUGAUUGCUUAUGGCCUCAGUGCAGCUGCAAGCACCAGGGUGUCAAAUGAAUUGGGUGCCGGAAAUCCAGAACGAGCCAAGCAUGCCAUGAUUGUGACUCUCAAGCUCACUGUUGUUUCUGGACUUAUCGUGGUUUCGGCAUUAUAUCUUGGUCGCAAUAUUUGGGCUGGCUUCUUCAGUAGUAGCUCAGUAAUAAUUAGCAAGUUUGCUUCCCUGACACCAUUGCUAUUGAUCUCCAUUCUAUUUGAUUUCAUCCAAGGAAUCUUAUCUGGUGUGGCCAGAGGCUGUGGUUGGCAGCAUUUGGCAGCGAUCGUUAGCUUGGGAACCUUUUAUUUCAUCGGCAUGACUAUUGCAGCCGUCCUCGGUUUCAAGCUCAAACUAUAUGCCAAGGGAUUAUGGAUGGGCUUGACAUGUGGCCUGUGCUGCCAAGCUAUUGGGCUACUUCUGCUUUCUUCAUUUACUAAAUGGACUCGAGUGGAACUCACCCCAAGCAAUGACAUACAAAAUUCAGCAUAGGCUUAAGCAUGACUGAAUAGACUGAGAUCCCUCAAGUGGAGAUCUCGAUAGGAGUUGACGGCACAGGCAACUCGUAAGUCUGAGACAUGGCUAUGUGCAAUUCUGGACUCUGGAUGUUGGGCCAAAAGUUUCGCAACAUUUACUCGUUGAAUAAACAAAUACAUUUUCACCUAAUCCAAUCCUCCAUUGUAUCAAGUCCUGUGCAAAUAUAAAAUGACCAUUUGGUCUCAUUUAGAAUU